Strongylocentrotus purpuratus (purple sea urchin) is the source of this 675-nucleotide messenger RNA. Its product is annotated as low molecular weight phosphotyrosine protein phosphatase-like. The transcript has 5 exons. Gene Ontology annotation, cellular component: cytoplasm. Gene Ontology annotation, biological process: protein dephosphorylation. NCBI's taxonomy places the organism in Eukaryota, Metazoa, Echinodermata, Echinoidea, Camarodonta, Strongylocentrotidae. Gene Ontology annotation, molecular function: acid phosphatase activity; non-membrane spanning protein tyrosine phosphatase activity. The coding region runs from base 87 to 569 and encodes 160 amino acids. The record is from RefSeq and is a predicted model, not a curated record.
AUUUAUUUAUUUGACGACACCUUAACUAAAGCCGUCUGACAAUUUUUGUGAAACUUGAAAGGAAAGACAGAUUCUUGAUCUCCGCUAUGGCUGUUGCUGCAAAUAAAUCCGUUUUAUUUGUUUGUCUCGGUAACAUCUGCCGAUCUGUGACAAGCGAGGCCCUCUUCAGGCAGCUGGCGGAAGAGAAGGGUUUCGCCUCGGACUGGAAGAUCGACAGUGCAGCGACCUCGACGUACCAGAUCGGAGAUGAACCAGACUCAAGGACAAACCAGACUUUGGAGAAAAUGGGACGCAAACGAAGCAAACAUAUUGCUAGACAGAUCACCAAGCAAGAUUUCAAAGAUUUUCAGUACAUAUUUGGGUUCGAUCAAAGCAACAUAAGCAAUAUUAACAGAGUGAAACCAAAAGACAGCAAGUCACAAGUUCUCUUAAUGGGAAAAUAUGGAAAGAACGGGGAUGAAAUCGUUGAAGACCCUUACUAUCAUGAUAUGGCAGCUUUCGACACGAUGUACGAGCAAUGCGAUCGAUGCGUACGAGCUUUCAUCGCAGAGGUUGAACCAGGCAAAUAAUUGAAUAACAGCUUUUCUUCACUGACCUGGAGGGCGUUUCACAAAACUUGUCAUCAGUGACCAAUGACAGUGUUUGUUAUAAGCUACUAAAAUCCUUGCUUCUGAU